Molecule: messenger RNA, 695 nt
Organism: Dromaius novaehollandiae (emu)
Lineage: Eukaryota; Metazoa; Chordata; Aves; Casuariiformes; Dromaiidae
Gene: RNASEK
Product: ribonuclease K
Exons: 3
Coding region: 128-424 (98 amino acids)
Biological process (GO): nucleic acid metabolic process
Molecular function (GO): RNA endonuclease activity
Source: RefSeq, a predicted model, not a curated record
CCGGGAGCGCGGGGCGGGCGGGGGGCGGCUCAGUCUGCUGCGUCGGCUCGGCCUCGCAGCAGCGGGGAGCGGGAGCUGCGCGCCGCCGGCCUCUCCUCAGCGCUCCGGCCCCUCUGCGCGCGGCGCCAUGGUCUCCCUGCUCUGCUGCGGGCCCAAGCUGGCCGCCUGCGGCAUCGUCCUCAGCGCCUGGGGCGUCAUCAUGCUGGUGCUGCUGGGCAUCUUCUUCAACGUGCACUCGGCCGUGCUCAUCGAGGACGUGCCCUUCACCGACGACGACUUCAAGGACGGCCCGGAGAAGAUCUACCGCCUGUACGAGCAGGUCAGCUACAACUGCUUCAUCGCCGCCGGCCUCUACGUGCUGCUCGGCGGCUUCUCCUUCUGCCAGGUCCGGCUCAACAAGCGCAAGGAGUACAUGGUCCGCUAGACGGGGGGGCCACCGUCCCCCCCCCUUAUUUAUUACCCCCUGGGGGCCUGUCACACCCCCCAGGGCCUGCCACACCCUCCUGUUUCCCAACCCCCCUUCCCCCCCCCCCCCCCCCCCAAACCAUGCUGUUUUCCCCAAAUUCUCUUUUUUUCCCCCCCGGACCCCCAUCACAACGUUUUCCUUUUGGAUUUUGGGGAGGGGGUGCAGGCUGGGAGCUGCCCUCCCCCCUCUUUAUGGACCAAUUUCUCUAAUAAAGCGCGUUGACGCCCAA